This is a messenger RNA of Aaosphaeria arxii CBS 175.79, 792 nucleotides long. RefSeq lists its product as uncharacterized. Lineage: Eukaryota; Fungi; Ascomycota; Dothideomycetes; Pleosporales. The record is from RefSeq and is a predicted model, not a curated record. Bases 1 to 792 code for a protein of 263 amino acids. The transcript has 2 exons.
AUGCCUCCGGACAGGUCGUCGUUCACGGCGCUCAACAUCCCCAAUGACGCCGUACCGGAGUGGAUGGGAUCGUUCACGCUUGCCGCGCCGCCCAACACCGACCUCUGGCGCAAGCCCCCGAGCCGCGACACGUCGACCGCGCCGAUACUGUACACUGCGCUGCGCCAUCCUUUCGUAUUGGCUGCCGUGACGGUGUCGGCCGACUGGGAGCUGGAGUGGGAUCAGGGCGGACUGGUGAUAUUCGCAGGGGCGCCGCCGCCAGGACGAAUCACGGGGCAACCACACGUUACACAAAACGCAGCACCACCUCCCGUCACCUCCUCCUCAUCACCAACACCCUCCCAACCUCCCCCCGCUCCCCCUCCCCCUCCAGCGUACAUUCCCCCAACCCCCCCAUCCUCCAAAUGGGUCAAAGUCGGCCUCGAAUUCUGCAACAACGCCUGCCACGCGACCUCCGUCUGCGCGACCUCCGACGGCGCCGACUGGGCCCUCACAUCCCUCCCCCCGCACCACGCCCGCCGCACCGACCUCCGCGUCAAGAUCGAACGCAUCGGCUACGCCCUCUGGGUCUGGUACGAGGACGAGAUGUCCGGCUGGCGCAAGCUGCGCGAGGUCACGUGGUUCUUCUGGGGCGUCGAGGACAAGGCGGUCCGGGUCGGCGUGUACGCUUCGAGACCCGCGAAUCUGGGCGGGGCCACGAUGUAUGAGAGGAGGAAUGGAGGCGGGACGGGGGGGCAGGGGGUCACGCAGAGGAAUCUGUGUGUGGACUUUGAGGGGCUGGAGAUUAUGUAG